AAUAGACUGAAAUCUAGGAAUGAAUCAGUGAGUUUUUGGUUAGGGUUUUGUUACUUCCAGUGUUCGAUCUCAUCCUGUUUUCUAUACCAAUCAUAAGAAAAGCUUGAAAAUGAUGUACCAUGGUGUUUUGCAAGAGAGAUCUGAAAUUAAGAAUAAAUUGGAUGAUCAGAUUGAGGAAUCCAGGGAUCUGAAAGUGAAAAUCAAAGUUUCAGAGAAGAAUCAAGUGUUGAUUCAGAAAGAUUUGGAUGAUUUGAAGCAAGACAAGGAAAGGAUUGUAUUUGAUGAUCAGGUUGAGGUAUCCAGGGAUUUGAAACUGAAAUUCAAAAAUCUAGAGAAGAAUCAAGUGUUGUUACUGCUCAUGUUAAUGGCUUUCCUGAUCAUACCGGCACAAGUAGCAGCCAAAGGUUGGACUGUGGGAGGAAACCAUGGUUGGACAACAAAUCUGAAUUAUACUCAUUGGGCAGAAAAUAAAACAUUCUUCAGAAACGAUUGGCUGAUGUUCGUUUAUGACAGUAAUAAACUAAAUGUGUUGGAGGUUAAUAAGGAUGAUUAUCAGAGGUGCAGGGAAGUCGAUCCUAUUCGUAGUUGGAAAAAGGGAGCUGGAAGAAAACUGGUUGGUUUGAACAUAACAAAGACUUGCUAUUUCAUUUCCGGAAAUUCUUACUGCUACGAAGGAGUGAAAUUAUCUGUUAGUGUUCAAGAUCCAGCACCAAGUAAUUCAGCUGGACAGUUAAAAUGGUGCCUCUCAACUCCGGUUGUUUUAUUACUUUCCUUUCUGCUAAGUUAAACCAGAAGACAUUCAUCUCAAAGUUUUUUACUCGGAUCUUAUUUGUUUUUUUAUUUGUGUAUACAAUCUAUUCCUGUUAAAUCUAGGGAUUUAUAUAAGUAUGAUAUUCGUUUGAUUUGUGAAUCAGACCGGUUUUGAUUAAUUUGGGGUGUUUAAUCAAUAUGUUACUUCGGUUUUAUGCAUUUAA
Molecule: messenger RNA, 974 nt
Organism: Papaver somniferum (opium poppy)
Lineage: Eukaryota; Viridiplantae; Streptophyta; Magnoliopsida; Ranunculales; Papaveraceae
Product: lamin-like protein
Exons: 2
Coding region: 110-787 (225 amino acids)
Cellular component (GO): plasma membrane
Molecular function (GO): electron transfer activity
Source: RefSeq, a predicted model, not a curated record